AUGUCUGCCACCAUCAACGAAUUCUUCCCCUCCCCCAGCCAAAAGUUUGCCGUCGUCGGAGCUUCCUCCAACCGCACAAAGUUUGGCAACAAGGUCCUGCGCUGGUACGUCGACAACGGUUACACGGCAGUACCAGUAAACCCCAAAGAAAAGACAAUCGAGUCCUUGACCUGUGUCCCUGACCUGUCCUCCCUGCCCGGUGAGCCUUCAGAAUAUAAUGUCUCGAUCAUUACCCCUCCAGCAGUGACAAAAUCCGUCCUGGAGGCCGCUCACAAGAACGGCAUCAAACGUGUCUGGUUGCAGCCCGAUGUCGAAUCUGCAGAAGCGUUGGCAUACGCUAAGGAGGUCGGACUUUUGAUCAUUGCAGGCGGGCCUUGUGUCUUGGUCCAUGGCAUCCCCAGUUCCCGCGCAAAGUUGUAA
Molecule: messenger RNA, 420 nt
Organism: Linnemannia hyalina
Lineage: Eukaryota; Fungi; Mortierellomycota; Mortierellomycetes; Mortierellales; Mortierellaceae
Source: the annotation of a GenBank genome assembly